AGUUUAUUGAGGAGUAGCUGCAACGAGAAGAGGGAGCGAGGAGAGGUGGUGGUGGGGGGUAAAGCUUUUCACAUGAGACCCUGCAGAGAGGAGAGGAAGAAGGAGAGGAAGAAAGGAAGAAUCGGAUUUCUGAGCCCCCCUCUCUUUGUCGAGAGUGAAUUGUUUAACUUGUUGAUGCAUCGUUAUUUUUUUUUCUUUUCUUCCUCUUCUUCUUGUCUGGCUGCAGUGAGUGAUAAAUGGCUGGUGGAAGUAUUCUCCUCCGAGAAUUAGAUUGAACUCAUGGUGGAUAAUGAUUGGAAUUCUUUAAGGUGGGUCGUUGUUUUAUUUUAAUGCUGCUUAAUGUUGAUUUUUUUUUAUUUAAUUUGUAUUCUGCCGCACAGUAGGCUCCCAUAACUGAACAGUUGGGGAAAAGGCGAUGCGCAAUUUACGCUUCUGCUUUUGGACGCAUUCUGUGAAACUGAGGCGCUUCAAUCAUCAUCACUUGGGGCUUUUUUUUCCCCCUUCUUCUUUUUUUUUCCUCCUGCCUGCAUGCAACUGAUCCCCGAACCGUAGCACUGUGAAAACGCGCGGAGAAGCAAAAGAACACUACAGGUCAGCAUGGCAGCAGGUGUAGCGGCGUGGCUUCCCUUCGCCCGCGCGGCGGCCAUCGGAUGGAUGCCCGUGGCGAGCACCCCUAUGCCGAUCCCUCCCCAGGACAAGAGGAAAGCCCAGGACGGACUCAUCAUCCUCAACGUGAGCGGCACCAAGUUCCAGACGUGGCGGACCACGCUGGAGAGGUACCCGGACACCCUGCUCGGCAGCACGGAGCGGGACUUCUUCUUCCACGAGGAGACCAACGAGUACUUCUUCGACCGUGACCCCGACAUCUUCAGGCACAUACUGAAUUUCUACCGCACGGGGAAGCUGCACUACCCGCGCCAGGAGUGCAUCUCCGCGUACGACGAGGAGCUCGCCUUCUUCGGCAUCAUCCCCGAGAUCAUCGGGGACUGCUGCUACGAGGAGUACAAGGACCGGAGGCGCGAGAACGCCGAGCGGCUCCAGGACGACGAGGAGAUGGACAUGAGCAACGACGUGACGCCGGUGAACCUGACGUUCCGGGAGUACCUGUGGCGGGCGUUUGAGAACCCGCACACCAGCACCUUGGCGCUGGUCUUCUACUACGUGACGGGAUUCUUCAUCGCCAUCUCGGUGAUGGCCAACGUGGUGGAGACGGUGCCGUGCGGCACGCUGCCCAACAGGUCCAAGGAGGUCUCGUGCGGGGACCGUUACGCGCUGGCCUUCUUCUGCCUGGACACGGCGUGCGUCAUGAUCUUCACGGUCGAGUACCUGCUGCGUCUGAUCGCUGCGCCCAGCCGCUGCAAGUUCAUGAAGAGCGUGAUGAGCGUCAUCGACGUGGUGGCCAUCAUGCCUUACUACAUCGGCCUGGUGAUGACCGACAACGACCAGGUGAGCGGCGCUUUCGUCACGCUCAGAGUCUUCCGGGUCUUUCGGAUUUUCAAGUUCUCCCGGCACUCGGCGGGGCUGCGCAUCCUGGGCUACACCUUGAAGAGCUGCGCCUCCGAGCUGGGCUUCCUGCUCUUCUCCCUCACCAUGGCCAUCAUCAUCUUCGCCACGGUCAUGUUUUACGCAGAGAAGGGCUCCUCGGCCACCAAGUUCACCAGCAUCCCCGCAGCGUUUUGGUACACCAUCGUCACCAUGACAACCCUGGGGUACGGCGACAUGGUGCCAAAGACCAUUGUAGGGAAGGUGUUUGGGUCCAUAUGCUCUCUGAGUGGGGUGCUGGUCAUUGCCUUGCCUGUCCCUGUCAUCGUGUCAAACUUCAGCCGGAUCUACCACCAAAGCCAGCGGGCGGAGAAACGACGUGCUCAGAGGAAAACUCGCCUCGCUAGAAUCCGUGCUGCGAAGAUUCGGGGCACUAAUGCCUAUAUGCGCUACAAACAAAACGGGCUCCUGAUCGACUCGCUGGAGGAGGCCUCUAAGGAAGCAGGACAAGCCUUGGUGGUAAAGGCCGCCACCCCACCUUUUGAGAGCCAGCACCAUCAUUUGCUGCAUUGCUUGGAGAAAACCACGAAUCACGAGUUUGUGGAUGAGCAGACGUUCCAGGCCAACUGCAUGGAGGUCUCCGUGGUGAACAAGGCGGGCUCUCGCUCCUCCUCGCUGUCCUCGUCGCCGCACGGCCUCGGCUCGUGUUGCUCCCGACGGCAUAAGAAGAAGAGCAGCUUCAGCCCCCCGAGCACCAACAACCAGGAGCUCAGCACCAUACAGAUAAGAGAAAGGCCGGUGUCCAACAGCCGUGCCAGCCUGAAUGCCAAACUGGACGAGACUGUGCCCUUGAAAUGUGACGAAUCCUACAUCACCCCGUCCAUGGUCAGCCUGUCUGCCCCGGUGGUGACCUCAGCAGACGAGGACGCCUCCACCACCACAGCGUACUCUCAGAGCAACAUUGUCCGAGUAUCUGCCUUGUAGAUGUCACGUCUGUCUGAUCUGAUCAGCUAACUGGUCUCAAGUCGCACCAGAUGCUGAGGAGAGGGACCACCGAGCAUCAACCUGCCAUAAUCAAGAGGGAUUAUAAGAUUAACAGAGGUUGGAUUUUUUUUCCUCUUCUUUUUUUUUCUCCUGAAGUAGAAAAUUUCAUCUGAUGUCAAACUCUGCAUGGUAUUAAAAGCGGUGUGGACAGCUGCCCUACAAGCGAACCAGCAGAUCUUGCUUCCUUAAGCACAGCCGAACGGAGGGAAGACUUUGGGAUUUCAUGAUCAUCAUUGUUGCCUAAAAUAAUGAAGAAAAGAAAAAAAACUUUAUUUUUGAAUAAGUAAUGUAGUUGUAUUUGUUGUCUCUGACUCGAAGGUGGAAAAGGCAGAUGUUUAGAGAUCAUUCCCAAUGGCCUCUGAUAACAAAGCACAUGUUUUCAUCGUCUCAAGGCCAUCUUUGUGAAUAAUAAAUCAGCUUUGAUUCCACAUUCACCUCACCACUUGGUUAAACAAGAUUGUUUUGAAACUCUUUAAUUAAAUGCUUUAUCUUCCCUCCUCCUCCUCUUCCUCUCGCUGUUGUAAAGUCUGAAAACUUACAUCCGGAGGAAUGGCCAAACCGUUGUGAAUAUUCAUUUACUGACUCAUGAACUAGUUCGAUGUCAUUGCUUGGUGAAUAAAACACACACUGCUCAUCCUGA
Austrofundulus limnaeus is the source of this 3166-nucleotide messenger RNA. It is a transcript of the gene kcnd2, whose product is annotated as potassium voltage-gated channel, Shal-related subfamily, member 2. Bases 598 to 2466 code for a protein of 622 amino acids. The record is from RefSeq and is a predicted model, not a curated record. Gene Ontology annotation, biological process: action potential; potassium ion transmembrane transport; protein homooligomerization. Lineage: Eukaryota; Metazoa; Chordata; Actinopteri; Cyprinodontiformes; Rivulidae. The transcript has 6 exons. Gene Ontology annotation, cellular component: neuronal cell body; postsynaptic membrane; voltage-gated potassium channel complex. Gene Ontology annotation, molecular function: A-type (transient outward) potassium channel activity; protein binding.